AUGUAUAUGUAUAUGUAUGUAUAUGUAUAUGUAUAUGUAUAUAUAUGUAUAUGUAUAUGUAUGUAUAUGUAUAUGUAUAUAUAUGUAUAUGUAUAUGUAUAUAUAUAUGUAUAUGUAUAUAUAUAUAUGUUGCUUCCCAGACCCACCCCUAUACUUCUAUCUUGGGGACGUAACAUCGCUCUACAGUAGUUUUUCUACUCCGUUGUAUUUUGGCUAGAUAAGAAAAUGCUAUAUAUUAACCAUAUUUGUGAAAUUCUUUUGUUACAGCAGUGGAAGUAAGUGUUGUAGUAGGCUACUAAUAAAAUAUAAUUGAAUUUCAUAGGGUCAUUACUUACACAAUGAAACUGACGCUUCUUAUUUUCAUGCCUUCACCCUCUAAAUUUUCUUCCAGGUUUUUCAGUGUGAAAGUGAAUGGAGGCCUGUGCUGCCGUUGGUGGCACGCUCAUUGAAGAGUUCAUAGUGAAUUUAGGAUGCGACUCUGGUAAAAUCCACACUGUGCCCUGUAAAAGGCCAACUAAUCCUACCUGUAAUCACUACUAUCCCCCAGCCCCUCAACAACACUACCACCACACCAAAAAAAAAAAAAAAAAAAAAAAAAAAAAGCCCCCCACAAAAACAACCUCUCAUUUGUUUGCUGAACAAACUCCUCAUGGUGUCAUUCAGAGAUUUGGGCAUCUGAGCAUCAUGUGUCUGCUGUGAGUCCUGCUAAUGUUUCAUGCUGUGUGUGAUUGUCUUUAAUGAAGUGCAGGAAUUCAUACUUCUAUAGGCUUUGUCCUUUCUAUAUGCUUUUUGUUGCGUUUUUACUUUUAUACAGAAAUGGUAACUUUGUGCUUCUAAUUUAUUGUUUAGCAGGUUUGUGAUUUAACAAAACGUCCUGUCCUGCAGUUUUAGCUAGCAGAAUCAUGGUCUGAAUGCUUUGCUGUACCAAACAUUUGCUUUGCCAAGAGGCGUGUUAAUGACUCCUUAUAGGGUCCACUUAUUAGUCCUUUUUAUUACGUUUAUUUUAGUGUUAUUCUAUUGUUCACAUUAGUAUAUGUGGUUGUACAAUACCGGAGCUGACAGGAGAAGACAAAACUAUCCAACUUUUGCAUCUGUAAUAAAGCGAGCAAAAGUGUCUGAGUGUUUGCCACAAAACAUGCAGGAUAAUGAGGUUUAGAAUCUGCAAUCUUUCCACAUGAAAGCUCUAGCACACCUGGCCCAUCCAUGUACUGAAGACCUGAGGUCACGCAUCUCAGUGCCAACCAAAUACCUACCAGAAGGACGCUAGAUACAAACCAGGGAUCUGUGAUUUCCCCCACAAAACAACAUUAAAGCAAACUAGCUUAAAGAAAUAGCAGGAAGUCAAGUGCCUAAUGUAAUGGCAGUAGAAUCCAAUCAUUUUUAAGAUACUUCAUCAGCCCAAAGAGAAUUCACAGAAUGAAUAACAUUCAUGACAGUAUCUUAUUUAUCUGAUAAUUUUACUGUUCUACACAUACAAAGGUUAAUUUAUAUCCCUGAUCUAUAUGUAACUCUGUCUGUGAAGAUGGAUUUAAGAAAUAAGUGCUUUCAGUUUUAAAAUGACCUCAUGUGGUUGGUUGCGGCUAUAAUAGACUGGUGACACAAGAGAACUCGGAGAGAAAUAACGGUAAAACUAAAUAGUUUGAGGGGAUCACUGCCCAUGGCUGCUAGCCAAACAACCUACAGCUACUUAUUGCUAAAGACAGUAAAGUGGAGAGUAUGGCUAUUGUUGCAGCCCAAUAAGUGAUUCUCUCAAACUGAUCUUCUGUUUUAGUGUCGUUAUUUUCCUUUGAGUUAUUGAUUCAGUCUCUAGUUAGCUAACAUAAACUAAUGUAAGGCUAUGACCUGCAACUAACCCGGUGACGUAACGUUUAGGACUGCCACAGCAGUUUUUGGGCCUCCAUCUUACCCUAUCCUCUUGUACAUCAAACCAAGCUACAUGCCCUCUUCUACUGUAUCUAUUAACUUUCUCUUUGAUUUUCUUCUUUUCCUCUUGGCAGCUUAGUCUGCAACAUCCAUCUCCUGAUAUAUCUGUCCUCUGCAGCUCUUUCAUUCAUCUCCAAAUCCUCCAAACCUGAGCUGUGCCUCUUAUUCAUUUCUAAUCCUGUCCAUCCCAGGAAAAAGGAGUCUUCAAAGACUCUACCUGUUGCAGAUUGAAACGUUUCAACUGUAUUUCCUCUCUAGGUGGCAAACACCAUCUUCAGUUUAGAAAUCAUGAUGAAAACCUGUACACAUUAUCAAUCAGACAUUGACAGGUUGUCUUUGGUCUGCAAAAAUGUGUAGCUGGGUGAAUGCCUGGACGACGCUUUCCCAGCAGAUUCAGUCAGAGAAUUUGGGACCCAAGGUCGACACAGAGCACAGCAGCCAUGGCAGUUGAAAAGAUAAAGAAGCCCAACAAAAGAAGUGUCACAAUCUUCGGCUACCCACUGAGCAUCUUUUUCAUCGUAGUUAAUGAGUUCUGUGAGCGGUUUUCCUAUUAUGGGAUGCGAGCCGUGCUGGUGUUGUACUUCAAGUACUUCCUUAAGUGGGAUGAAGACUUUGCCACCACCAUCUACCACACAUUUGUGGCUCUUUGCUACCUAACGCCCAUCCUGGGAGCUAUUGUGGCAGACUCAUGGCUCGGGAAGUUCAAGACGAUUGUCUACCUGUCCAUUGUUUAUGCAGUGGGACAGGUCGUCAUGGCUGUAAGUGCUAUCCAGGACAUCACAGAUGCUAACAAGGAUGGCACCCCUGACAACAUGACCUUACACGUAGCUUUGUCCAUGGUGGGUCUCCUCCUUAUUGCCUUGGGAACAGGAGGCAUCAAACCCUGUGUGGCUGCUUUUGGAGGGGACCAGUUUGAAGAUCAUCAGGAGAAACAGAGAAGCACCUUUUUCUCCAUCUUCUACCUGUCCAUUAAUGCUGGAAGUCUCAUCUCCACUCUGAUUACUCCCAUUCUCAGAGCUCAGACAUGUGGUAUUCACAUCCAGCAAGAGUGCUAUCCGCUGGCCUUCGGUGUCCCUGCUGCACUCAUGGUGGUAGCUCUGAUUGUGUUCAUUGUUGGAAGUCCCAUGUACAUUAGGAACCCCCCGCAGGGCAACAUCAUUGUGAAAGUUGGCAAGUGCAUCGGGUUUGCCGUCAAAAACCGUUUCAGGCAUCGUUCUUCUCAGUAUCCCAAGAGAGAACACUGGAUGGACUGGGCUGAAGAGAAAUAUGAUAAACUCCUGAUUGCUCAGGUGAAGAUGGCAUUGAAGGUGCUGUUCCUCUACAUCCCUCUGCCUAUGUUCUGGGCUCUCUUUGACCAGCAGGGUUCAAGAUGGACCUUCCAGGCGACCACAAUGAAUGGCAACUUUGGAGCGAUUACAAUCCAGCCUGAUCAGAUGCAGACUGUCAACCCUAUCUUGAUCCUGAUUCUGGUGCCAGUCAUGGACACUUUGAUCUACCCUCUGAUUUCCAAGUGCUUUAACUUCACUCCUUUAAGGAGGAUAACAGUGGGGAUGUUCCUAGCUGCUCUCGCGUUUGUGGCUGCUGCCCUGCUCCAGAUACAGAUUGAUAAAACCCUGCCUGACUUCCCAUCAAGUACUGAAAGCCAAGUGAAGUUCAUCAACAUGGUUAACAGGGAUCUACAGAUUCAAGCUGAUAACCAAACGAUUUCCUUGAAAGGUUUUGGGGCUAAUGAGGAUUAUCUGACCUUUCAUAACCAGUUUACACUGGUUCUGGAGUCUGGGCAACAAAAUACCGUCAAGUUGGCUAAUGGCACUCGGAAUACCAUGGCUAUCAUUCAGGGAUCCAAGCUUGGGUUUGAAAAGUUCGACGACAUGACUUCAAAGCCAGAAAAGGGUGAAAAUGCUAUAAGAGUUUUGAAUGGUUUUGGCUCAGUUUUGAAUGUAACCGUGCGUGACAAGGUGUUCAACUUUACCACCAACAUGUCAGAAUAUCUCAGUGUUUCACAUGGAAAAGCUGAGAUCAUGAUCAAGGAUAAUAGAGGAAGUAGCUGCGUUUACACUCAAGAGCUGGGCUUUGGCAGCUCUUAUACGUUGAUCAUCCCAUCCACUUUCACGUUUGGAGAAAUGUGCUCAGAGAACAUCAAGGCAGUGAUGGACAUGGAGCCUAACACUGUGCACAUGGCUUGGCAGAUCAUUCAGUAUUUCCUCAUGACUUCAGGAGAGGUCGUCUUCUCUGUGACAGGCCUCGAGUUCUCCUACUCACAGGCACCCAGCAACAUGAAGUCUGUGCUGCAGGCUGGCUGGCUGUUAACCGUUGCCGUAGGUAACAUCAUUGUGCUUAUUGUUGCUGAGGCUGCAACGCUAAAAGAUCAGUGGGCCGAGUACAUUCUCUUCGCCUCCUUGCUGGUGUUGGUGUGUAUCAUCUUUGCCAUCAUGGCCUAUUUUUACACCUACACUGACCCAACCAAGAUAGAGGCCCAGUUUGAUGAAAUGGAGCCUGAAGAGAAGGAGAAGAGGAAAAACUUUGACAUGCCCAGGAAAGGCUCAGCUGAGAGCCACAAAGAGGACAGGAGGAGUUCUGAUUCCAGCUCUGAUGACGAGUGCACCAAACAGACAAAGAUCUAAAGCAACUCCCUCACUAUGGCUUUCCCCUCUCUUCUGCUGGAUUUUAUCUUUCAUGUCUCAGAGUGCCUGUGCCAUUUUGGUCAAUUUGUCAGAGAAAUCAGCUCACAGUUGGACAUGUAGCAGCUAGAG
Messenger RNA from Pelmatolapia mariae (spotted tilapia), 4676 nucleotides. It is a transcript of the gene slc15a1b, whose product is annotated as solute carrier family 15 member 1b. The record is from RefSeq and is a predicted model, not a curated record. NCBI's taxonomy places the organism in Eukaryota, Metazoa, Chordata, Actinopteri, Cichliformes, Cichlidae. Gene Ontology annotation, molecular function: dipeptide transmembrane transporter activity. Bases 2289 to 4547 code for a protein of 752 amino acids. The transcript is spliced from 24 exons. Gene Ontology annotation, biological process: dipeptide import across plasma membrane. Gene Ontology annotation, cellular component: plasma membrane.